GUGCCUCCCUUUCACUUUGUGUAAGUGAACUUAAAUUUGGCUUCUUGGAUUCUUUCUUCCAGCCUUCCUUCUGCUUCUUCCCCCAACCCAACUGCUGCAUCUGAAGAGGGAAAGAGGAGGAGAAAUCAUUAUCCUCUGUGCAAGUCAGGCACACAACAAAUAAAGUCUCACCAGAUCUACAGUGCAGCAGAGAAAGAAGCACAUUUGGUGUUCCUCUGGAAGCCCUCAUACAGGAUGCAACGCAAUGUGGAGUUCCUUUUCUUGUAACACAGAUGGUGGAGUACCUGGAACUAUUUGGUCUAGAGCAUGUUGGUAUAUUUCGAAUCAGUGGCUCAGUAAACAAAAUCAAGGAACUGAAGCAGAAAUACAAUCAAGGAGAAAAAGUAGACCUUAUUAAUGAUGGAGAUGUUGAUUCUGUGGCCAGUCUCCUGAAACUCUUCCUGAAAGAACUGCCAGUGGCUGUUUUUCCAGACAACAUCUGUUCUGGCUUGCUAAAAGCUUACCAAGAGCACAAAGUCCACACAACAGAAUGCAUAGAGAACCUGAGACAGUUGCUCAGCUGCCUGCCCAAAGCCCAUCAAAACCUUCUUCAGUUCCUGUCUGCAUUCCUGUUAAAGGUGGCAACAUACAGCGCAGUGAAUUUCAUGACUCUGGAAAACUUAGCCAUUGUGUUUGGACCUGCUCUUUUCAAAAUCCCUGUCAGACCUUUGGCUUGUGAAGAACAAAGGCUUUACAACGGCCUCCUGCUGUAUUUGCUUCAACAUCACGAGGUGCUUUUUGUUGACCUGAACCCUUGUUUCUCACAGAGACAAGCAGAUGGCCUUCAGGAAAACAACACAGAAGAUAGAGACACACUCAUGUUAUUAAGCAUUCAAGAUAAUUCCUUCAACACGACAGAUUUAGCAGAGUGUGACGGGGAUUCAGACUCUGUACAUGAAGAUCAAGCAGCCAGUUCCAGCCCCAGAGAUGAUGACAACAAAGAAAAUUAUCCGGACAACGCUGCUGUCUUAGAGGAAAAGCAGCUGCCUUUGCAAGAUACCCAGAAGCACAAGCAGCAGUCUCUCAUUGACUACGCCCUAAAGCCUGAAAUGGGCAACUUAAAGCUAAGAAAACCUAAGCCCAUUGCAAAGCUAGAAAAUGGAAAAAGCCACGAGGAAAGUCAGGAGCUGGAAAGUGCAUUGCCGGGCCUCUCAGAGUGGCAGGGGAAGGCUGGAUCCUCAGCUAAUGACUAUGCACAGAAUGUGGCUUUCAGAUGCCAGGAAGCAGUCGUGAGAUUUCAACCAAGAAUAGAUCAGAACACAUGCAUUUCACCAAAAGAAGCAGCUGAUCAAUUUAACAGCUUAAAUGAGAAUUCUUUGUUGAAGCUGCAAGCCCUCGAAACCGAUCUGUGCUCUGCGUUUCUGCCAACCCAGGAGGAGACUCCUCAGCUGCCGGCACCCAAGGAUCCAGCCCCUUCAUCAGUCCAAACCAGCGCGCAAGCUGAUGGGGCCAGCUGUGGAGAGCCUGUGCCAGCCCACAGGGACUGGCAGAAUGACAUGGAGAGCAGCCCGCAAGAACAUCACCCCCUUGGGACCAGUCGACUGCUGUAUCACAUUACGGAUGGAGACAACCCUCUCUUGUCACCACGCUGCUCUAUCUUUAGCCAAAGCCAGAGAUUUAAUCUAGACACAGAGUCUGCCCCUUCUCCACCAAGUGCUCAGCCUUUCAUGAUGCCAAGAAGUUCUUCUAGAUGUAACUGUGAAGAGUGCAAAGAACCACAAACAAUAGCACAACUUAACAAGCACCUUCAGAGUCUCAAGAGAAAAAUUAGGAAGUAUGAAGAAAAGUUUGAGCAAGAAAAAAAAUACCUGCCUUCACAUGGUGACAAGACUUCCAAUCCUGAAGUUCUGAAAUGGAUGAAUGAUUUGGCCAAAGGUCGUAAGCAGCUCAAAGAGCUGAAACUCAGACUGUCAGAAGAGCAAACCUGUACCUCUAGAGCACCCCAAAGAAAUGAUCAUUGUGAGAACACUGGGACCUCUAAAGAGGCUGCCACACAGGAGGCCACAAGCACAGAACCUGCUCCCUCGGUAGAAGAAACUGUGGACAGUGUAUUGAGACGAUUAAAGGAGAAAAGACAACACUUUAACCUUCCUGAAGCUAUUAAGGAUAUGACAAAAAAGCAAAUGGCUUUGGAAAAAAUCAGUCUUCAGAAAUGUCUACUAUAUGUUGAGAGUAUUCAUGGACGACCUGUAACUAAGCAAGAAAAGAGUCUCAUGAAACCUCUUUAUGACAGAUACAGAAUUAUCAAGAAACUUCUUGCAGCUCCAUCUUUGAUUACAACAAUUCAAGAGGAAGAAGACUCGGAUGAAGACCAUUCUCAGAGCAGCCAUGAGCUAUCAUCUGGUCCACUAUCUUGCCUCCCUGUGGACGAGCACCUGUGCUACUCUCAGGAGGAGAGCGAGCCUGCUUAUGUUUCACCUCUGGAUGAAAAGAAAGUUUUCAGGCAAACAGCCUUGUCUAUGUCCAAUUUACAUGAGGCAACAAUGCCUGUUCUACUUGAACAUCUCAGAGAAACAAGAGCAGAUAAGAAAAGGCUUCGCAAAGCUCUGAGAGAGUUUGAGGAACAAUUCUAUAGACAGACAGGAAGGAGUCCUCAAAAAGAAGAUCGGGUGCCAAUGGCUGAGGAAUACUCUGAAUACAAGCACACAAAAGCCAAAAUCAGGCUCUUGGAGGUUCUCAUCAGUAAGCAUGAUAUUUCCAAAACAAUUUGAAGUGAAUGCACUGCUGUGGUAUUGUUCUCUAGGAAAAAAACAAAACAAAACAAACAGGUAAUGAAAAGCAGGAAGUAAUUUUACAGGUCUUGGUCUGCUGCACAAUUAUUUGACACACUGAGAUUUUUGAUGCACUUUACCAAUUACAGUAGCUGGGAUGAGAGAGGACAGCAAUACGCAAGGAUGUUAAGCACGGGUGAGUGGACUAUAGUAUAUAUUUUUUCCUUUUGAAAAAGCCUUGAAGUGCACUGUGAGAAUGUUAGAAUUUAAAAGGACACUGAAGAAUUGUAGACCUUCAGUUUGACCUGCUCUUAGUUUUAAGAAGUGUGAGGAAAUGCUCUCCAGGUUUUUAGUACAUGAUAAUGUACCACACAUUUCUUUCCAGAAGUAAUAUGCACUAUAAUUAACUAUUAAUAUCGGUUCUCAAUGUGCUGAUUCACUAGAUUAAAAGAAACACGAGCAUAAAACAAAUGAAGGAAAACUCAUGAACACACUCUGCUUUUCAAGACAGAGUUGCCAUUCAUUUCCAGUAGCUUCAAAGAAAGGUGCACACAAAGAAUCAGUGCCAGGAUUUGGUCUAACAUUCUGGGAGUAGAGCAAAGUGACAUUGCCUAUGCAAAAAAAGGACGCAACAUGACUGCCAAACAGAACUAUUGCUUUCUUAGAAAUGAGAGAAAGUGUUUGGCAAAACUAAAUGAAUCAAUUUAUUGAGAAGUGUUAAAUGUAGAGGCUGCUGUCCUUUUGACUCUGGUUCACAGGACCUGGCUCCCAGUACUUAAAAUCCAGUAAAUAGGUCAACUACAUGCUAUUUUACAUUUCUGUAUUAAACCUUGCACUUUAUUUUGCCUGAUGCUAUAACAUUUGCUUUUCUAACUACCAAAGCUCGUUUAGACGCAUGCACUUUGUAAAAUGUCAAAGUAUUUCUUGUGUUAUAAAUUGCCACAUAUAUAUAUAUAUUAAAAUGAGACUAGAUUAUUGCAGUAUGCUAAGUUAUUUUGGAUAGAUAAAGUACAUGGUAUAUAAUUGAGUGUCACAGUUAUCUGAUGAGGAAUGUUAGACUUAUUGUUUACUGAAAAUAAGAUUAUAAAAAAAGAUAUUUUUCCAUUGGAAUUAUGCAUCUUUCUUAACUUUCAGAGCACCACACUUUGUAAUAUUAAGGAGAUUUUUUUCACUAUUUGUGAUAGACCAUUUGUGUGAAAAGUGGACUGUUAACAGAGGGAUUAUCAGUGAUUUUUGUACUAAAAUGAAAAGCAGGGAUUCUGGGAAAAACCUAGCCCAGACAUAAAGGAAGGAAGAAUAAUAAAAGAAAAGGGACUUGAGUAAGUUGAAUCACGUUUAGUGUUUUGCUUUAACUGUCAUUUUGUAUUGACCACGUAGUAUAAGCAACCUGUUUUCUAUCUUGGUAAGACAAUUUUUAUUUUAUAAAGCCUAUUAUGUACCAACCAUGUUUGUAUUUCUAUUGUAUGUAAUGACUUGGCAUGUUUUUGAAGACGUACACAUUUUCAAGUAGUUUGGAGGAAAAAGUAUGAACACUAAAAAAGGAAUUUUUUAUUUCUCAGAGGUUUGCUGUUUCAGUGUACUGACUUAAUAAUUUAUAACGUAACUUUUAUGAAUCAGAAAUGGUCUCCUUCAUAAAUCUGUUUUAAUUAAAGUCAUCUAGAGCAACAGGAACAGAUACAGAGCUAUUUGAAGUUUACAAACUACAUCUUUGAUAAGGGAAAAUGAUUUCAUGACAUAUGUAUACAAUUGAUAUUAAAAUGUAAUCUAUAUAUUCUAUAUGAUUGUAUAAUAUUUUAUACAACAGUACAAAUAAAAUAUUUUUCUAUUAUA
This is a messenger RNA of Calidris pugnax (ruff), 4580 nucleotides long. RefSeq names its product family with sequence similarity 13 member C (gene FAM13C). Gene Ontology annotation, biological process: signal transduction. The transcript is spliced from 21 exons. The record is from RefSeq and is a predicted model, not a curated record. The coding region runs from base 273 to 2750 and encodes 825 amino acids. NCBI's taxonomy places the organism in Eukaryota, Metazoa, Chordata, Aves, Charadriiformes, Scolopacidae.